This is a messenger RNA of Tetranychus urticae (two-spotted spider mite), 3436 nucleotides long. RefSeq names its product Importin 9 (gene Ipo9). Gene Ontology annotation, cellular component: cytosol; nuclear envelope. Gene Ontology annotation, molecular function: small GTPase binding. Lineage: Eukaryota; Metazoa; Arthropoda; Arachnida; Trombidiformes; Tetranychidae. The record is from RefSeq and is a predicted model, not a curated record. Gene Ontology annotation, biological process: protein import into nucleus.
UGGCGAUGCAAAAAUAGCCGGUAGGUAGAGGGAAAACAUCAAUUUUGUCUGACAAAAGAAGUGAUUGUUGUUCAUAAGUUAUUCGUAAUUAUUCAAUUUUAAUUUGUUAUCUGAUAUUAAACCGUCUACCUAGCACUAUGUCUGCUCAAAGGACGCUUAAAGAUGCUCUUUAUGAAAAUCUGUUUGCCUUGUUAUCAACUGACUCAACGACAAGAAGGAAUGCCGAAGAACAACUUAAGAUGUUUGAAGCUACCGAUGAAUACGGUGCUCAUUUGACCGAGAUAUCAAUUGAUGGUAAGAUUAACGGAUCGAUUAGGAGGCUCGCGUCAGUUAUUUUAAAGCAUUUCAUCGAUUCACAUUGGAGUUCGAAAAGUGAUAAAUUUCAAGCACCUGAAAUAAUCAAAGCAGUUAAGGCUCGUAUCCGCUCUUCCUUAUUGAGAGCUCUAGGAGAGCCAAGGCUACUGUUAAAUGGUGAUGACACAUCAGAAAAAAAGAUGCGAGGGUCAAUUGCUUUUGUCAUCUCGGGAAUUGCGCAUUACGAUUGGCCUGAUGAAUGGACUGAUUUAUUUGAUAUCCUUAUUGGUUAUAUAAAUUCGGAAAAUCUUUUAGCCAUCUAUGGCUCCAUGAAAGUAUUCACUGAAAUGUGCCAUGAAAUAAGUGAAUUACAAAUCCCAGACAUAGCACCUAUAUUAUUGCCAAGAAUUUAUGAUAUUCUAGUUAAUCCUUAUUUUUCGAUUGGAACUCGAGGAAGAGCUAUCCAGGUAUACUCAGAAUUGGCUGAGACUAUCACCAUGAUAGGAGAAUUAGACAAAAGUGCAACAAAGCAGUUCUUGGAUCCAGUUCUACCACAGUUCACUACUGCGUUAAUUAAAAUUAUUGAAGCUCCUGAUAGUGCUGCUGAUGUUGAUCUGGGUUUAAAGAAAAAAGCUCUCAGUGCUUUAACUUUGUUAAUCAAAAAUUGCCGGAAAAGGAUGUGGAAAUAUAUGCCAGCUAUUUUAACACCUGUAUGGUAUAAUUUAACUUCUUUCGCAUCACUUUAUGUUAAAGUUGUGGUCAAUAGCGAAUCAGAAGAAGCUAAAUUAUCGAAUUAUCAACCAGGAACUGAUUCCGAUGGUGAUUCUGUUAGUGUUGAAGAGUUUAUUUUCGCUAUUUUUGACUUCGUCUCAGUAAUUACAGAAACUUCAAAAUCCAGAAAACUCAUAAAGCAUGGUAUAUCCGAUCUUUUAUAUUAUAUUCUUAUCUAUAUGCAAAUAACUGACGAACAAAUGGAAACAUGGAGUAGCAAUCCUGACCGUUUCGUUGAAGACGAAGAUGAUGACAGCUAUAGUUAUUCAGUGCGUAUAUCAGCAUUGGAUGUCUUAAUGUCCUUAGCUCGAGAAUAUGAAGAAAAUGAGAGCAAAGAAGAAAAUUUAAAUUUCCAAAUGGCGCUACUAAAUGCAAUAAAGAAACAUUUCACUGAAUCUUAUGAAGCUAAAGCAAAUUCAAAUAAUUACUGGUGGUGGAAAAUUCAGGAAUGCUGUCUUCUGGCCUUUGGCUCAAUUUCCACUGCAUUAAUGGACACUGUUAAAGAAAAUGGACCUUUGGCAGAUGAGAUAAGAGCGAUUCUCGAUACUUGUUCGAACAUUUCUGCUGAUGUUUCGCCUUUUUUCGCUGGAAGAUAUUUAUGGACAGCAGCAGUUUAUGCACCAAUAAUGAACUCGUCAGUGAUUGAUAGAUUCAUUCAAGCAACUUUAUCAGGUCUCCUUAACGUCUCUCCUAUUAUCAAGAUUUCAUCGAUUCGUGCCGCUUAUAACAUUUGUAUUUACCUCCAAGAAACGCAUCAAGUUGAUUUUAUAAAGCCAUAUUUGCCUCAAAUACUUGAAGUUAUGGUCUCUAUCGGGACAGCUUAUUCUAAUGAAGUUCUAGCUCUAGUGUUGCAAACCAUAAAAACGCUGGUAUCAUUGGAUAAAGUAUUUGCUGCCAGUGUUGAAAGUAAAGUCUCAGCACUUGCAAUAGAAACAUUUCUUCGACAUUCAGCUGACCCUGUUCUGAUUACAUCUACUCAAGACAUCUUCAAAGAACUCUCAAAAAAUCCAGAUUGUAUCGGUCCUCUUCAACAACAGAUUAUCCCUACUCUAGUUUCUAUUCUCAAUCCACCCCAAUCAAAUCAAACCGUUCAAACUUUACAACCUGUUGCCAUGGACAUUUUAACCACUAUAAUAAGAAAUAGCACUACUCCGUUAUCUGAAUCAUUAAUCAAUCAAUGUUUUCCUGCGGCAGCUUUUUGUAUUCUAUCAACCAUUGAUGAUAAUUCAACUAUGCAGAACGGCGGUGAAUGUAUCAGAGCAUUUGUUUCGAAAGCCGUUGAACAGGUUGCUGCUUAUAGAGAGCCAGAGUCUGGUGAGGAUGGAAUGUCGAUAGUUAUGCAAGUUUGUCUUCAUCUUCUUGAUCCACGAGUUAACGAGUCGUGUGCUGCUUUCGUCGGCAAAUUGAUUUUCAUUACAAUAAUAAAAGGAUCCCAAUUCAUCGGCAAUGACAAUGUAAAUCUUCUGUUGCGUUCUGUUCUUAGCAAACUUCAAACAAGUGAAUCCCUUUCAGUUAUUCAAAGUUUAAUUAUGGUAUUUGCUCAUCUUAUCAAUCAUGAUUUACCAACUGUUCUGGAUUUCCUUUCAAGUUUACCUGGACCUUCAGGUUCCCAAUCUGCACUGGAAUUUGUGCUGAAUCAAUGGCUUGGACGUCAACACAUGUUUUAUGGUGCCUAUGAAAGCAAAGUUAGCAUCAUUGCUCUUUGCAAGUUGUUGCAAAACUCAUUAGUUAAUGCUGAUCAAGAUCAGAGAUUAAAUUUAAAUUUGAUUAGAGUACCCGGUGAUCCUAUGGUAGAUUCAUCUCCUGGUAUCAAAACUCGUUCAAAAACGCAAAACAAAAAUGAAAGAUGGACUCUUAUUCCAUGUUCUGUUAAGAUUUUAAAACUUUUACUCAACGAAGUUUUUUGCAUAGAGUCAACAGAUGAUAUUAGUGAUCACGAAUUUGAAGACGAAGAAGAAGAGGAAGAAGACCAUUCAAUAGAUGAAAAUCGAGGUCCAAAUCAAUGUGGACAUGGAGGAGAUUCUGUGCAUGUACCAUCGACUCAAUUCCACGAGUUAAUUGAAGCCAUCGAAUCUGACUUUGAUGAAGAAGAUGAAGAAGAGGAAGAUGAAGACAUUUUAAAUGACCCGAUAAGUAAAAUAAACCUGGGCCAACAUCUCACAAGUUUCGUCAGGUCUUUUACAUCGACACCUUUUGCCACUCAAUUCAUGCCCCACUUGAACGAGAAUGAGCUGAAUAUAUUGCAAAAAAUAAGUCGCCAUUAAAUACAUCAUUGAAUUGUUAUUUUCAUCUUUGUUUUCUCAUUUUGUGUGAAUUCAUUACAUGCCUGGCUGUAAUUUACCUGCCAAAGCAAUAAAUAUUUUCGAUCUUA